AUGAACACAACGGCUCAGAUGGACUGGGACAACUACUAUGAAACCAAGGCCAGGUACAUACUGCGGUACUGGAGAUCAUGGAGGAACGUCUGCAGCAGCAUCGAAAAACAAGCCCCCAGCACAACUGGGCAGCCCGAUGGUAACAUAGUACACUCCCCGCUACACCGCGACAGUCAGGCCAAGCGGGCCGACCAGGACCGCAGGGGUGUCGACACACAGGAGAGGGAUAUAGGUAACAUAGUACACUCCCCGCUACACCGCGACAGCCAGGCCAAGCGGGCCGACCAGGACCGCAGGAGUGUCGACACACAGGAGAGGGAUAUAGGUAACAUAGUACACUCCCCGCUACACCGCGACAGCCAGACCAAGCGGGCCGACCAGGACCGCAGGAGUGUCGACACACAGGAGAGGGAUAUAGAAUGUUCGGUGUUGCCGUCGUUGCCGCCGCGCAAGCCGCCGGGCGCCAGCCAGGAGGACGUCUCUGACGUCGUCAUGAGGAACUCUGAGUCGUCGUCGUCGUGGGGCCGCUCGCGGUUCUCCAACGGCCGCGACCUCAACUCCGAGUUCAUCAAGUCUCAGCGCGAUGUUUGCGACGGCGCGCCGCCGCUACCGCUAUCCGGCCCGCCCGAGCGUCCGCCUGCGCUGCCGGAGCGCCAGCAGGGCGCCGCCGAGCGCCAACAGGGCGCCUCCGAGCGCCACGCGGGCGCCACCGAGCGCCAAACGAGCGCCACCGAGCGUCAAACGGGCGCCACCGAGCGCCAAACGGGCGCCGGCGAGCGCCAGCCGGUGUCCGCGCUGGUCAACAGCUACCAGCAGCGCGCGCGCGACCAGAACCGCAACCAGUGGGGCUACGAGAGGAGCAACAACAACUGGGGCGUGGAGACGUCGCACUUCUACUCGGCGAGCGAGCUGGCGUACGGCGGCGGCGGCGGCGGCGCCCCGCAGCGGCCCGCGUCCGUGGCGGGCGGCUCCCCCGCGCUCGACCAGCGCCCGGCCUCCAGAUCGUCAGGCGAGUCCGAGCUGUCCGUCAGCGGGGUCUCCAAGGAGAAGAAGGACAAGAAGGGAGUCUUCGGCGGCCUCUUCAGCCGCAAGAAGCGCAGCAGUUACAUGUAGUCGGGACAUACACCGUGUCGCAGGGCGGCCCGGUAACAAGAAUACCACUUACAUUAUCCCUCUGAACGCCACUGUAGCGCGCGGCGCGUCAUCGUGAGCCUUGUCGCAAUGCACGAAGGUUCAUAUUGGGCUGUCGCCGCACGCGACUAUUCUACUUCAAAAGCAAUUCGAAGACAAUAAAAAAACGUAAUUUUUUAACAAACAUGGAAAAAUAUCUUUUAUUAAAUAUUUAGCAUUUUUUUAUCGAGAUUUAGAAUGCUUGCGUCAUAACCACCUGUGUCGUUACUUUUUAUAAUAAAGUUUUGUUGACAAUGAAACGUUAAAUCGUGUAUAUAGAUUAUUGUUAUUACUUAACGUCAAAAUCGUGCCUUUUACAUUAUUAUUAUUCAGAUACCAUAUUUGGUAUCAUUUUCUGAUACAAAAAAAAAUCAGUAACAAAUAUAUGUUUUUUUUUUAUCUAUCAUCAGGGACCAAUUAGAAAAAAACAUUUCAUGUUUUAUUCGCCUGUCACAAAAGGGACCAAUUCUUAAGUCGGUUUUAAAAAUGUAUUUCCAAGCAAUAAUCGACAAUAAUUUUAGUUAUAUAAGAUAUUAUUUCGUAUUUAAAACACGUAAUAUGUAUGCAUAAUGUGUGGUGUUGCCAUACGAGCCGACAUGGCCGCCCGACGCGGUCCGAUACCAAACGAUAUCCGGUCUUUUGCUCGUCUUAUUUCGAUUUACAACAAAUAUAAUAAAAGCAAGCAUACGAGUGGUGGCGGCUCGCGUGGCAACACUUAGUAUUUAAGUUUUUAAUUGUAAUCAUACAACCGUUAGAAUUUGAACACGAACAACUGAGCGAAGAUAAAACAGAUGACUACUGAAACACCGACAUUUAAUAAUAUUUCUUAAAAGUGUCAAAUUAUUGACAAACUGCUUUAAACAUGAUACAUUAUUAAACUUCGCGCAUUAUUAAACUAAGCGCUGGUGGCCUAGCGGUAAGAGCGUGCGACUUACAAUCCGGAGGUCGCGGGUUCAAACCCCGGUUCGUACCAAUGAAUUUUUCGGAACUUAUGUACGAAAUAUCAUUUGAUAUUUACCAGCCGCUUUUCGGUGAAGGAAAACAUCGUGAGGAAACCGGACUAAUCCCAACAAGGCCUAGUUUACCCUCUGGGUUGGAAGGGCAGAUGGCAGUCGCUUUCGUAAAAAUUAGUGCCUACGCCAAAUCUUGGGAUUAGUUGUCAAGCGGACCCCAGGCUCCCAUGAGCCGUGGCAAAAUGCCGGGACAACGCGAGGAAGAAGAGACAUUAUUAAACUUCGCUCGGGUGUUUCGAUUAGAUAUCAUCAAUGCAUUUUCAUACAACAAGUUCAAUGCUCGCGUAACAUACUUUGUCAUCCAUACAACACGCACAGGCACUCCAUCAGAUAUAUCACAACGGACAAGUAGUUUUUAAAUAUCUACGACCCUAUUGUCAAGGCUGUAGAGUUCAUGUUCGGAUAUUUUAAAGCACUAGUGCAGAUAUUAGUGGCGGCGUGUCUCAAGAACGUUAUAAUGCCCUACGCUCCUGUUUCCCUUUACAUCCUAUUAUAGAAAUAUUCGUUGAUUUUUACAAUUUUAUUGCUUUGUUAUUGAAACAAUGUAACGUUACGCGGCAUUGAAGUGAUGUCGCGCAGUAAGUUGCAAAAUAAUCAGCUUAUAAUCUCAGAGAAGUAUGUUAGAACUAAAACCCCAAUAAGGUGGAUGAGUAGUUUUUUUAUCUACUAUUGACAGUCCUCGUCCUGUCUGUACUCUGUAUCUUUAGGUAUUUAAAUACAUGCAAACAAUUUGUACAUUUUCGGGUACUUAUAACAUUUAUUGGUUAACCAACCAAAUACAAAACCGCCUGGCUCUGUCACUGAACGACCUGACUUUAACCUACAUUAUUUGAUCAUGUAAUGUUUACAUCUACCCUCAACUGGCUUAAGGAGCCAUUUGAGGGUAGAUUUAGUUUAAAUACCUAAAGAUAUAGAAUAUUUCUUAAUUUUUCGAGCUAUAUUGUGUUUACGCUUGCUGUGAUCCGAAAAUGCAACCGUUACUUUAUGAAAAUGCAUUCUAGCGAAUACUGGACGUUGGUAUUAAAACUCUGAUGUAUUUUUCUUAUGUUAUUACAUUUAAGCUUCUAGUUGUUAAUGUGAAAUAUAUUUUUAUGUAUUAA
Messenger RNA from Cydia pomonella (codling moth), 3283 nucleotides. RefSeq lists its product as uncharacterized. Lineage: Eukaryota; Metazoa; Arthropoda; Insecta; Lepidoptera; Tortricidae. The transcript has 7 exons. The record is from RefSeq and is a predicted model, not a curated record. The coding region runs from base 1 to 1113 and encodes 370 amino acids.